Messenger RNA from Vigna radiata var. radiata (mung bean), 3119 nucleotides. RefSeq names its product 50S ribosomal protein L15-like. Gene Ontology annotation, biological process: translation. Lineage: Eukaryota; Viridiplantae; Streptophyta; Magnoliopsida; Fabales; Fabaceae. The record is from RefSeq and is a predicted model, not a curated record. Gene Ontology annotation, cellular component: mitochondrial large ribosomal subunit. Gene Ontology annotation, molecular function: structural constituent of ribosome.
UAUUUUAUUUAUGAAUAAUUUUUAUUUUAGAAAAUUUAAAGGUUAUUUAUCUUAUAUCUGUGUGUUAGGAAGUGGAGAGUGUAUGAGAGGAGGAGAAAGAGUCAAUGACCUAACUGUUUUAGCAGUUAGGAGAGGUGGGAAGUUAGGAUUUGUAUAAAAGGGGAGUUCGGUAUUGUGAAUAGGUUGUUGAGUAAUUUUCUUUGAUAGUUACAGGACCCGUUGUCCUGAGGAGGGGGAUUAGGCUUCCUAGUUACAGAUUGUACAUGUUUUCUUGUUGAAUUGAAUACAUACCCAUUCUUUUUCAGUGUGAAUACUUGUUUGUGAGUGUGUGAGUGUUAGUUCUGGUUAGGUUUCAUACCCAGAAACCUAAUAGUGUGUAUGCACAUUGUUCAAAUGUAAUUUUAUUUUAUCUGUUAUAUUUAUCUUUUUACAUUUGGUACACAGUUUAUGCAUUUAUCUUCCUUUUUAAUUUCUAAUCCUAGGUGGGAUCUCAGUUUUGACUAGCUUGUUCCACAUUGCUUCUAGUGAACCCAUUCACGUCUCAGCUUCAUUUCAGUUCCUCUGAUCUAUGUUCUGUUCAUUAGUACAAGUCUCUGAUUAUUUUCCACUGCCGUGAUGACUUCAAAAUAGCCUCUAAUUGGUGUCCUUUUUCCAUUCAAACAAAUUCGACCUCCUUUUCCUUUAUUUGCAAAUCCAUGUUUUCAAUCUUUUAAUAUCAGUUUAUAUUUUUUUUUUCAUUCCUACGCUCGCAUGCCCUUGGCAGUCAUGUAUUUGCUUUAUGAUUGUUAACUUCUGCUUUUAUAGAUUGUCUUGAACUAAAGAACACCCCUGUUUUUUUUAUAAUGUAUAAUUGUGAAGUAUAAAUUAUUAAAUACUAUGAUUUUGUUUUACAUUUUCUUUUUGUUUUUUGUGUUUGAGAAUUUACGUGAACCGUAUUUUUUAAUUCAUUAUGGAGUUGGUGCAGCUGAGGUUGAAGAAUAUAUUCAUUGGUUUUAAAGUUUUUGUCUUGAAUUUGUUUCAAGCAUUAGGCUUGGCCCUUGAGUGAAGUGAAUUCUUGAACUAUUGGGUUUAUGUUCGCUUACGACCUUCAUUGUGAAAAUGUUCAGCUAUGAUCAGUGCUUAUGUGGUAUUUGGUUUAUUGCCUAAGUUUGUGAGCUGUUGAUAAGGAAAACAACUACCUUGAUUCGAGGUCAAGGCAACCUCCUUGAAAUUAUAGUGAUAAGGGGAGAGAAAUAAUUUUUUCAGCUCCCUUUUUCAUUCAUUCUGCUGAAAUAAAUACAUGUAUUGGUUGCCAAUCAUUGACUGACCGCAUUUGGAGGAAAUAGAAACUAAUAAAGGAAUAUUUCCUUAACAAAACCUAUGAUCAAGUGACACCUCAAAAAGAUAUCUUUAUAAUAUGAUUCUAUCAAAUGUCUUCCUCAAAGCUGAUAAUCCAAAAGAUAUUGUGGUUUCUUACUCUUCUUUUUAGUCAGUGUGGUGCUACUGGGCCCUGUAUGAGUAUUGGCCCUAUUGCUAAGUUGCAAAGCUAGGCCCCUUUUGCUAACAGCUGUCCCUUUUUGCAUCCUGUUUUCUGGUUUGUGUGAUUUUGUGGGUGCAUUCUCUUAGUUUUCACUUUUUGUUUUAUGUGUAAAGGCUAUUAAUUUGACUUUUGGUUGUAAUAUAAGGCCAGUUUCAUGUUUUGGCAUUUAAAUUUGGUAUGUAGCAUGAAAUUUCGUUUCACUGGUAGCUUGGGUUUCAUUUCAUGGGAUUUUUCUUUAUUCUCCAAGUGUGAUUUCUGACAUUGUUCUGUUUUGGUUCUCCUAAGGUUUGAAGCUGUUGCCAUUGGAAAUUAACACUUAUUUUGUGUUAGUGAAAGAAUAGAGUAGAAAAAAAUGAUUAGACGAAGGUUAUCUGUUCUCUCAACGUUAAUCAUCAGAAGCUCAACUCAUAGCAAACCCAUACUCAAAUGCCCAUCUAUCCAAUUUCAAACCUUUCAGCUCCCUCAUUCUCCCAAUGCUCAUCGAACAAUUAGUUGUUAUAAAUUCCCAGAUUUCCAAAGCUUUAGAGCAUACAGUCUUCUGAGCUUGAAUGACUUGAGAGAUAAGGUUCCCAGGAAACAGCCAACAAGGAAGGGGCGUGGGAUUGGGUCUGGAAAGGGUAAGACUGCUGGGAGGGGUCACAAGGGUCAGAGAGCUAGAAAAGGUAUAAAAUUGGGUUUUGAAGGAGGCCAGACCCCUCUUCGAAGAAGAGUACCCAAACGUGGGUUCAAGAACCCAUUUAGCCUCACUUUUCAGCCAAUAGGUUUGGGUAGAAUUGCAAUGUUUAUUAAUGCUGGGAAAAUAGAUUCUUCCGAACUGAUUACAAUGAAAACACUCAAGGAUGCAGGGGUACUUGGGAAGCAAUCCAAAGAUGGAGUGAGAUUGAUGGGGCGUGGUUCAGAGCAGAUCAAGUGGCCAAUUCAUCUAGAGGUAUCAAGGGUUACUGUUAGGGCUAAGGAAGCAGUUGAAGCAGCUGGUGGGUCUGUGAGAAGGGUUUAUUACAAUAAGUUGGGCUUGAGGGCACUGUUGAAGCCUGAGUGGUUUGAAAAGAAAGGAAGAUUGUUGCCUAAAGCAGCUAGACCUCCUCCAAAGCAAAAGGAUAAAGUUGAUAGCAUUGGUCGGUUGCCAGCACCAACAAAGCCAAUUCCAUUUUUAGUUGAAACAACAAAGGAUCUUCCAGUUCAGCCAUUUAGUUAAAUAACUAAUAUGUGGGCACUAUUCUUAAAAAUUGUGAUUCUCUAUGGUGCAAGUCUGGCUCACAAGUUUUGCAGUUCAUGCAAUGCCAGGUUAUUAAUUUAGAAUUAGAUAAAUGAAUUCCUUGAAGACAAAUGGUCAAUUGAAAAGAUUUCUUUAAAGGAUUUGAUAUUUGUCACUCAGUUGAAAAGAGCCUUAGGUUAUUCUCUCUGUGCUGGAAUAGAAUCUUAGCUUCUUCAUUAAGGGUAAUUUCCAAGAACACUCUUCACUGUUUUCUUUUUUCUGGGUAUGGAUGGUGUUUGUCAAACUGACUUAGGUUGUUGAGACGAGGGAGAAUGUUUUGGCAUGAAUUUCUUUUAGUCUGUCUUUUAGUAUUGAUGAGGAAAAGCUGCGUUAUCUACUUGCAGA